This is a messenger RNA of Aureobasidium musti, 1278 nucleotides long. The record is from the annotation of a GenBank genome assembly. NCBI's taxonomy places the organism in Eukaryota, Fungi, Ascomycota, Dothideomycetes, Dothideales, Saccotheciaceae.
AUGUCGGCGUGCGAAGCUCAGGACGAAGCGACCAAAGACUGUCAUCGCGCAUUCAUACAAAACUUAUUCGAUUCCGUUUUCAAGUUGCCCAUUCAGACGAUCCAGACCCUACCUCGUUGCAACAACAACUUCGUCCAUUUCGUGAAAUUUUCAACGCCUUUGAGUUCGGAUACGAGUUUGUCGGUGUGGCCCGGUACUAAUGCUAUUCCAAAAGGCACAAGCAAAGCGGUCUUUCGCGUUGGAAAUCCUGCUGCAAUGUUUAAUCAUGCUGUCAAGGUCGAGAACACGGUUGCCAUGAUGCAGCUCACACGCCAGGCCUUGUCGGCAUUCGAUAUUGUGCCAAAGGUCUAUGCCUGGAGUGGUGGAGGGGAGCCAUCGGAGACUGGUUGGAUCUUGGAGGAUUAUAUGCGUGAUGUCGAGAUCGAGUCCAGAUUCCAUACUGAGCUUGCUCGUGAAAGUCAACGGUACAUACUCAGCCAGAUGGCUACGAUCUUGAAGACUGUUCAGGACUUCCAGCUCCCUCCCAAAGCAGCCGGAUUCGGUGGUCUAGCCUUUGGUGACAAUGGUGAAGUUGUCAACGUAUCAUAUGUCGUCGAACCGUACAAUGGUCCCUAUCCAGACAUGAUCAGCAUGUACAAGAGCAUGUUACAGGCACAAAUUGCUGAGGCCGAUCGAUCUCCAGUGGUCAAAGGCUACAAACACAGUGAGAUUCGCAGCAGACUGGACAAAUUUGCUGAGAAAGGCCUUGCGGACGUACUGACCAGAAUCUUACCUCGCGAUGUUAGACCGAACCUGAUCAUCGGUGAUUUGUUGCGAACCUUCUUCGAUCCGGAUACGUUCCAGGUUACUGGCCUUGUCGACUAUGAUUGCAGUCAUACUGGUCAUCCCCUGCAUGAGUACUUCUUCUCAUCCUUCUCGCUCAGAUAUUGCGUCAUGUCGCUUGAACCAGAGAUCGCAUCAGCCAUUUUUCGACAAUAUCCAGCUCCGCUUCCCGAGUCUAAACCAAUCUCUGGAACAGAGAACAGAGACCAUGCUUCACCUCAGUGGGAGCUCAUGGAACUGUUCGAGAAAGAAUUGGUCAAGGCUGGAGCCGCCAGACCAAGCAACAUCCCUGGGGCGGAAGAAAUCACUAAGGUAUAUGAGUUUAUGGCAGAGGUCUGCCCGUGGCAUUUUGUUAUGGAUCGAUGGAUCAAGAAGCAGACUGAAGAGAAGCUCCAAGCUUGCAAAAAGGAGCAAAUGGCAACACUCGAUAAAGCUUUGACAAACUGGGGCUUCUGA